This is a messenger RNA of Mya arenaria, 2986 nucleotides long. RefSeq lists its product as uncharacterized. The transcript is spliced from 13 exons. The record is from RefSeq and is a predicted model, not a curated record. NCBI's taxonomy places the organism in Eukaryota, Metazoa, Mollusca, Bivalvia, Myida, Myidae. Bases 938 to 2986 code for a protein of 682 amino acids.
UAUUGUAAACGGGAUCAAAACAAAACAGUGAAUUGAGCUGUGAUUAAACUUUCAAAAACAAUAUCAUAAACAUUUUUACGCUAACUUGACUAUUGUGUUUAGCGAGUGAUUUUUGUCAUAAACUUGAUUUAAUUAUAUCUGGUGAUCUAAUAGUUCUACAAUCAUCGGAAUAUCGUGUAAUAUAUCAUGAAACCAUAAAAUGGCGGAAUUGUUAACUCUCUCAGCGGACGCUCCAUUCAUAUUAUAACAUACUGUAUAAUAACAGUUAUACCAGCUGUGUAUGUGAAUACAUGUAUAUAUAACACUGUGUUUAUACGUAGUUGGACUAUUCUUAAGCAAACAGGAAGUUUUACCUAUGUAUAUGCGUCUGUGACAGGUCGUUUCAAAGUUUCAUUGUUCAUUUUAGUCUGCACAAGUUGUUUUUACAUUUAAAGAUAAAAAUAACUUUACGAUAUUUUGCAUCUAGAGUUAUACGAGAGUGUGAUUUGAUAUCGUUUAUUAUACAGCGUGUAAUUAUAAACUUAAAUACAGCAUAUUUCACAUGUAUAAAUAAAAGCAGCUAAAAGAAUAGCCCCUGUCAUAUUCCUCUAUAAUGGAUUUAAUCAGACAUAUCUGCUUCUGACGGAUAUAUCAUUUUACUGUAACAAUUUAUGAUAAUGAAACGAAUGCACAAAUGAAAAUCGAGUAAGUUUGAAUUAUUUCUAUUAUUUAGAUGUUUUCUGAACAAAAGCAGAUUUUUGGCAAACUGAAACUGAUAACUUUACUUUUAGAGUUAUAAAUCAGUCAUUUAAAAAGAAAACAAAGAUACAUGCGGAAAAAAGAUGCUAGUGGCGUGAAUAACUAAAAUUCACGUGUAGUUUAAUGAUUAUUUUCUCGUUAUUGCUAGUGAGAAGAAUGCUUGUGACACCCUCGGCUAAGAAUCUAGUUGAAUUUUAACAUGUCAGGCGAUACAAAUUUAAAUCGACCUCCAUUCAAAUCUUGGGUGAAAGCAUGUAUUGGUCUACGGUACAUGCAAGAUGGAUGCGAAAAAUGUGUAGAGGACGAAAUAAAAUAUCAGCAUGCAACAAUUGUCGCAAAGGUCGAAAGUAGAACCCGGACCCCGGGCUACAAGUAUGACUGCAGUGCUUGUACCAUCGACAAUUUGCGUCCAAUUCACCGGAAAGAAAACUGCCCGUACACAAAGAAAAAAUGCAUUUGCGCAAGGGAAUGUAGCCCCACCCGACGACAUUGCCCUCAAUACAGCGCCUGUAGCCGAUUUCAUGACUAUGUGUGGGAUGAAUAUCAGGAAGGCUCAUGCCCAACGUUUUUCAAUAGCAAUGUGGAACAGUGGUCUAGCAACUUUUGGGAGUUUGGAAAAUGUUUUAUUCAAACACAAGGCUACAAGGCGGUGACAUCAGCUGCAAACACAGAUGCUGCUGGGUUUCUUAGCAUCUGUAUUCAUAACAGGACUCUAUGGAACAUGUUCGGACAAUCACAGAUAAUUAAAGACGCACGGAAUACAAGGAAUGCAAUUCUUCACUCAGGGAGGUUAGACGUUUCCAAGGAAAAGUUAGAGGAAUAUUUAGACUCCAUGGUGAAAAUGCUCAGCCUCCCGAAACUUCAAAACGACGACAAUGCAAAACGCGCCAUUGAGAACAUUGAGAAACUUAAAACAGAAAACCUCGAAAUAACAACAGAGGAUGAAUUGACUGCGCGGAAGUCAGCUUUGAAAGCUGUUUCAAAAAAGAUAUCAGAAAUCAUUGAAAAACUUGACGAGACAGAAAACAACGCAGAUCAAGCAAAAGACGAAUCGAAUAGAGAUGAUAUCACAAAUGUGGACCAGCUACACGCUGAGUUGGCUACGUUAACCGUUGUACAAAGUGAACAUCAUGGAAGAAUCGAAGGGUACAUACGCGAAUUGCAAACGCAAGUGACAGGUAUUCAAGAGUCUAUUAAAAUGCACCAGGAAGACCUAAAAGCUAUAGUAAAUGGGUUAGAUAUAAACCAUAGCCUACUAAAGGAAAUACAGGAGACGCAAGUGGUACAAGGGUUGACCAUUACUGAGAUAAAAGACGAUGUAAAGCAGGUUUUGGGUCAAUUCAUCGAAAUGAGGAACAAUGGGAUGGCCAAUGGCAUUCCAAUACCAGUCAUCCGGUUAGUAUUGCUGACGAAGAACAUAUCCAACAAUAAAGAACGAGUUCUUGGGGAGGUGCUAGUUGAGGUAGGCGGAAAUGUCAAGGGAAAGGCGAUAUUGAAGGACGCGCAGUGGGCUCCAAUUAAACAAAUGGCCGAAGACUGUCUACAGAAAAUGACCAUUGACCACGGGGAGGACCAAAGAGACAUUUUAGAGGUCAAAAACGAAUGUAUUGCGAUAUAUGUUCAAUGUUGGACUUUGCGAUCACUUAUACAUUUGUGUGAACAAUGCAUGUCCGGAAAGUUGACUGAGUUUUUCCGUCCAUUGGAGGAAGAAAUAAAGAGAAGGCUACCACAUUACAGUGACCUUGAACAUGAGGUUGCCAUUUUUGAAAAAGAUUUGACUCGCUGCAUGGAUGUCUUUGUUAGGAGAGUAAAACGAAAGCUGAUGUCAGAGCAUGCUGAUGUACAAAUGGCUAUAGUUACUCUGCCAAAUGGUUUAGACGUCCGCCCCAGGCAUACGCUGAACAAUGAAACUCAUCAAGAUGAGUUGUGUGGUGGAGGUGAAACUAAUAGCAAUUUGGAAGAAAUCGGAACGGAUUUGGACGAGACUAAAGUACACAAUGAAACAAUUGAUGCUGAAAAAGAUACAGAAAUAAUAGAAAACGCUUCCGUUUCUCAAGAUGAAGAGGUUCUUUUGACAGACAAAGAAUCAGGCGAUAUCGCUAUGCGUGCAGAAAGAGUUGGAAAGGAGAUUGCAACAUCCAGUAUGGGAAUAGAUUUACGGAAGGAAGAAAGAGGGGUUUCUUCGACAGACAGUGAAUCAGGCGAUGUCGCCAUGCGUGAAGCUUGGACACGACAUUGCAGCAUCUAA